This is a messenger RNA of Amphimedon queenslandica, 634 nucleotides long. Its product is annotated as annexin A7-like. The transcript has 5 exons. The record is from RefSeq and is a predicted model, not a curated record. Bases 76 to 489 code for a protein of 137 amino acids. NCBI's taxonomy places the organism in Eukaryota, Metazoa, Porifera, Demospongiae, Haplosclerida, Niphatidae.
AUUAUCAUAAUUGCAAUUAUUGCUUGCACUGCAAUGUCACGCCCAUCAAGCUAAAAUUAAAAUCACAAAGAGAAAAUGUCUGGUCCAGGUGGUUAUCCUGUUCAAAAGACUCCUGGAAGUGCUUAUCCUCAGCAACAGGGAUAUCCACAGCAACAACCCUCCGCACAUCAACAAGAGCAACCGCCAGCCUAUCAGCCUCAAGGCUAUCCUCAGCAGCAACCCCAGGGGUAUCCACAGCAAAACCCACCCUAUCCUCAACAGAUGGGAUAUCCUCAGCAGCAACAGCCACCAUUUCGACCACCUGUGGCAGUAUUUAAUCAAGAUGCUGUAGUUGAUCCAAAUAAACCCAUUGUGAUACCACCUCCUCCUCCUGGCUAUGCACCAACUGCAGCACAGCAGGCUUAUGCACAAGGUGGGGCAGUUCAUGUUGUCAAAGAGGAAAAGGACAACCUUGGAGGAGGAUCUGAUGGUGGCAUGACCAUUUGGUGAACUUUCAAGAUGAGAUUUGUCUUUUUUGUCUUUCUAUCACUUUAAUAUUUUUAUUAGUUCAAACAAAUAAAGAAUAUUUAGUCAAUGUCAGUAGUAUCAAUCUUUGCUUUAUUUUCAUUGUGGCUUUACCUUCAUGAUUCAUUAU